Messenger RNA from Aspergillus piperis CBS 112811, 1860 nucleotides. RefSeq lists its product as uncharacterized. Bases 1 to 1860 code for a protein of 619 amino acids. Lineage: Eukaryota; Fungi; Ascomycota; Eurotiomycetes; Eurotiales; Aspergillaceae. The record is from RefSeq and is a predicted model, not a curated record. The transcript is spliced from 6 exons.
AUGGGCACCCUUGAUGGCAUAGACGAUCUAGCAGAACUUAUGGUCGAGGGAUCACCACAGAACAGACAGAUUCUACAGAAUUCGUCUAAUAUUCUUCGCAUGGCUUCCCAUAUCGUCGGAGCGGCAGGUUUAGAUUUAUCAUCCAUUACAUCUGAUGUUCCCUUCUCCCACACAUUCAAAGGCCAGAGUAAUUCCCCGAAGGUGCUAGAGGCCUAUGAAAACACAGUAGGGCGAUGGGAUCCAGACCCAGAGUAUCACCGUGCUGCCGAGGAAGGCAAUCUGUUUCUCGAUCCAGAAUCCAGCUGUAUAGAAAAUCACCUAGCAUAUCCUUCCGCUCGCAUGUCUGACGAUACAGUCUCGUCCGAUACACGCGAUCGGAUCUUGGCCAUGAUACUGCACACCUGUGAGCCAGCGAAUAUGAUCAAAGUGGUCUCCGCCUUUCCAGCAGCGAAUGUGCUUGAUCGACUCCUACAUCGCUUUUAUGCGACUCAUACAACUGACGAUGACAGCUGGAUUCAUAUUCCGACUCUACGCUCAAGUGAGAUGCCGACAGAGCUUCUGGGCGCUUGUAUCACGUCGGCAGCUAUGAGAUCGUCCAGUGCGGCUGUUCGCCGGUUCGGAACUGCCCUACACGGUGUCCUCCAUCCAUAUUUAUUCCAGAUUCAAAUCCAGGCGCUUGCUCUGUAUGUCCAGACAGGGCUAUGGAGUGGCAAUAAACGCAGGAUGGAAAUUGCCGCAGCUAUUGUAGGAUCGGCUGUCACCAUGCUCCGAAGUGGCCGUCGCUACCGUGCUUCGACCUAUACUAGUGUGAUCCCAGAUCCGGCAGACACUGACGAUGUACUCGAGAGCAAAUGGCAUCAUUGGGUUGAGCAGGAAUCCUGGAAAAGAUUGGUGUUCCACAUGCAUAUUCAUUGCUCGCAAGAGUCCUUGGUAACUGGGAGUAGAACUCCUGUCUCCUACGCCGAGCUCUGUCUUUCAUUUCCCCAAAGCGGGAAGCUUUGGGCAGCGAAGACCGCAGCACAAUGGCUCAGAACAUAUAUCCAGAUGCAGAGUUUCGAGAAGACAUUUCAACAGGCGGGCCUUCGGGAGUAUCUCGCCAACCCGUCUCUCCUGCAGACCAUUUCACCACUUUACGAUUCCAAUUUAGCACGCUCGAUCGUCCUUCAUGCCGUCGGCUCCAUGGUCAAAGAUCACCUCCAGUCGAAAGGACUUCUGCUUCCAGGAAUCUUGGAUACACCUGGAGACUUCCUCCUUGCAGAUGAGAGCUUCCAAAACCGGGUAGCUCAGCUCCUGAACAGCAUCCGCAUACUCCACGACGACAGCCAGCCAGGUGAUCAUCACAGCAGCCAAUUAACAGCCGAAUUGAUCUCCAUGCAUUCUCUGACACCCUUUGAGCAAAUCGAAAUAAUUGCUGGCCGCGAAGGACCCGAAGAAGCCGAAGCUGUAUUGCCACUCUUGGAACGAUGGUGCCAAAGCAGUCAGGCACGGAAGGCAGUAUGGCAUGCAAGCCAAUUUAUUCGGUAUCUACACCAUCUCAAUGCCCAGAGCUUCACAGAGUUCUUUGCGGUCGGAGCUUACCAAGCUAGUCUGUGUCUAUUUAUAUAUGGGACUAUGGCCCAAAUGCCCUCUUCGAGCAACCUCUCUAGUGGUCUAGGGUCGGGAGGCAAUUUCCAAAUUGACGGACCAGACUCCCCUGUAAUACAAAGAUGGAUAAUUUUGGGGUCUGGGACCCCCAUGUUGGGAAGCGUGACCUCGGCCUCCACUUUCUAUGGUGGUAUGCCGCUGGGUGCCACCAGGUCUAUUCUUCUUCGAGUUCGUGACCUUCUGAAUUGGGUCAUUGAAAACGUUCUUGGUGUGUAG